UAUUGUUUAUUUUUCCGGAAAUUGUUUUAUUUUAUUUUGUUUCCGGAAAGUUUAUUUCUCUUUUAUUUCUAUUUCUUUUCCGGAAAGUUUUAUGCUCAAAAAUAUUUUCUAUAAAAAUUGUUUUACCCCAACCAAAAAUACAUUGAACAUGCCAACAAGUUUGAUCAAUAAAACAAGCAACAAUUUAGUCUGUACACAACAAUAUACUUUAUUAAUUCACCCAAACAAUUGUUUAAUUCAAUCAACAAGUAAAUUAACUUGUGACGAAAGUGGAAACAAGUUAAAGGAGAACCCCCAACAUUUUGUAAAAGCAGCAAAAUUCCCAAAAGCUCCACAGAAAGAAAUGUGUUGCGGGUCUGGAUGUCCAAAUUGUGUCUGGCUACAAUAUGUAGACAAUGUUUUGGAUUAUGUUAAGAGCCUGCCACUUGAUGAAAAAGUUAUUGAAGAGCAAAAAAGACAUAUUCGGGAUGAACUAGAAAAAAAUGUUGAAGACGAGAAUCUUCGAAUGUUUUUAACUAUAGAAAUUGAAUCUAAAGGUCUUUAA
Messenger RNA from Meloidogyne enterolobii, 544 nucleotides. Lineage: Eukaryota; Metazoa; Nematoda; Chromadorea; Rhabditida; Meloidogynidae. The record is from the annotation of a GenBank genome assembly.